GGGGUUGCUAGGACUAUUUUGGUAGAAUUGCCACCCCACCAGCCCCGACAACCCACCCUCACCUCUAGCUCCCAAGCUUCGCGAGAGACCUCGAACCCCCCAGCACCACCCAAUCCAGAACCAUGAGCUCUUCCACCAACAUGCGCCUGAAGUUGCCCCUCAUUUGCCUCCUGCUCCAGUUCCUGCUGAUCAUCCUCUUCGCCGUUUUCGUCCGCUACGACGGGGACACCGACGCCAGCGAGUGGUCCGGGCGGAAGGCGCAGGAGAACACCACCGACGCCGACAAUGAGUUCUACUUUAGGUAUCCCAGUUUCCAGGAUGUUCAUGUGAUGAUUUUUGUCGGAUUCGGGUUCCUCAUGACCUUCCUGAAGAAAUACGGCUACAGCAGCGUCGGCUUCAACUUUGUCCUGGCGGCUUUCUCCCUGCAGUGGGCGACACUGGUCCAAGGGUGGCUACAUGGCAUGAAGGAGGACGGCAAGAUCCACAUUGGCAUUGAGAGCAUGAUCAACGCCGACUUCUGCACUGGCUCCGUCCUGAUCUCCUUCGGAGCUCUGCUGGGGAAGACCAGCCCCAUCCAGUUACUGAUCAUGACUGUGUUUGAAUCCGCACUCUUCUCCAUCAACGAGUUCAUCCUCCUCUCGCUGUUAGAGAUCAAAGAUGCUGGUGGAUCGAUGACCAUCCACACAUUCGGGGCUUACUUUGGACUGACCAUUGCCCGUAUCCUCUAUCGGGCACACUUGGAUAAGAGUCGAGAUCGCGAGGGUUCAGUGUAUCACUCUGACCUGUUUGCCAUGAUUGGUGCCAUCUACCUCUGGAUGUUCUGGCCUAGCUUCAACUCUGCAGUGACCACACUGGGCAGUGCCCAGCACCGAACCGCUCUCAACACCUACUACUCCCUGGCCGCCUGCACUCUCGCCACCUUCGCCGUUUCCAGCGUCGUCAACGAGGAGGGCAAGCUGGACAUGGUGCACAUCCAGAACGCGGCCCUGGCCGGAGGCGUGGCCCUGGGCACAGCCGGCGAAAUGAUGAUCACGCCCUACGGCUCCAUGAUCGUGGGGCUUAUCGCCGGCAUCAUCUCCACGCUCGGCUUCAAGUUCUUGACGCCAAUUUUGGACUCCAAGUUGAAAAUCCAGGACACAUGUGGCGUGCACAACCUGCACGGGUUGCCAGGAAUCCUGGGGGCUGUGGUGGGAGCCAUAUUGGCCUCUCUGGCAUCAAAGGAGACCUACGGAGAAGGUCUUGAGGAUGUAUUCCCAUUGCUGGAGAGUGAGAGGUCAGCGAAGCAGCAAGGAUUGUACCAGGCUCUCGGACUGGCUGUCACCUUAGGUUUCGCUCUCAUUGGAGGAACCAUUGUAGGAUUCAUCAUGAAGCUGCCAAUCUGGGGAGCUCCAGCUGAUACUCAGUGCUUCACAGACCAACCGUACUGGGAGCUUCCGGAAGAUGAAUGGGGUCACGGCGAGAUGGUGCCCAUGAAGAUUGAGGAAGCUGAGAAACAUAUGUAGAGAGGCCCUGUGAGGACAUGGUGCCUCACACGAGGGGUCAAUUUGAGACUCCACCUGCAAUAAUCACCACAAAAAAGACACCUAAAAUAAUAUUUUCGUGUUUGUUUGUUACAUGUUAUCCAGUAGCUUUUUUAUAUACACAAAAAAAAAGAGAUGUAUUGACCCUGAGCCCUUUGCCUGGCCUCGUGUACUUGUGGCCUUGUGUUUUAAUCUUUUAAUAAAUCAAAUUUACUUUG
Molecule: messenger RNA, 1738 nt
Organism: Carcharodon carcharias (great white shark)
Lineage: Eukaryota; Metazoa; Chordata; Chondrichthyes; Lamniformes; Lamnidae
Product: ammonium transporter Rh type B-like
Exons: 10
Coding region: 123-1502 (459 amino acids)
Biological process (GO): ammonium transmembrane transport; ammonium homeostasis
Cellular component (GO): plasma membrane
Molecular function (GO): ammonium channel activity
Source: RefSeq, a predicted model, not a curated record